This is a messenger RNA of Hyla sarda, 1669 nucleotides long. RefSeq names its product chromosome 1 C9orf85 homolog (gene C1H9orf85). The transcript has 4 exons. The record is from RefSeq and is a predicted model, not a curated record. The coding region runs from base 149 to 667 and encodes 172 amino acids. NCBI's taxonomy places the organism in Eukaryota, Metazoa, Chordata, Amphibia, Anura, Hylidae.
UGUGUAUGGAGAGGUGGGCUGUGACGUUUUCUUGACGGGCAGAGCCAUCGUCCAAUGGGAUGGAGCUCACCGAUAAGUCACUGGCCAGUAGCUGAGUCUAUCAUGGGAACUGUGAGUACGGGUGCCUAAGUGGGUCAAUUCUUCCGGCAUGAGUUCUCAGAGGGGAAACGUGCAGCGGUCCAGGCCUCAGAAGCACCGGAAUGUGACGGUUUUUAAGAAUGACAAGUAUGACAACAGUGCUAAAACCAAGGUGAGGCCGGGGAAAAUAAACGCUAAACAACAUGACGGAGUAUGCCAGCGCUGCAAAGAUGUUCUGGAUUGGCGUGUAAAAUACAACAAGUACAAGCCAUUGUCUCAGCCGAAGAAGUGUGUGAAAUGCCUGCAGAAGACCGUGAAGGAUGCUUACCAUAUCAUUUGCAAGCCGUGUGCCCUUCAGCUUGAACUUUGUGCCAAGUGUGGAAAAAAAGAAGACCUUGUUCAGCCAUUUUCAAAAGAAGAACAGGAGGGCAAAUCUGCACCUAAUGACAAUGAUGAUGAAGCUUGUGACGCAGAAGAUGACUUGGAUUUCCUUAUAGAUCUAGAAUCGAGUGGUGAUGAUGGUGAUGAUGAUGAUCUUAAGGACAUAAAUAGCACACAGUGUGAAAAUACUGUGGUAACCAGCAGCUAACAUCCUCAUGAGGGAACCACAUGGACCUAUUUUCAUUUAUCCCAGGAAUUAACCAUUUAGUACCACUGUAGUUAUCUUCUAUGUCAACACAAUCCAAUGGGAAGGGGGACUCCACCAGUUCUGACUCCUUUCAUACAUAUUUGGUUAAUGAACAUUAUAGCCCAUGUGGAAUGUAGGAGAGCAUAUUAUGCAUCCAAUGGACUAUAGGCAUUGUGUGUCUUUUUGUAACUUUUCAUUAUAUUUUUCUAUUGAAAUUAGAAUUUGCCAGACUUCUAUUACUGUCAUACAGUUCCAGUAACAUCUGUUCCUGCAGCAAAAAAAUUGUAGUUAUCAUCAAAGGGAAAAUAUUAGAAGUACAAUAGCUAUAAUGCCAUGAAGUAAUUGAAUCCAAGACAUGAAGGUCACAAGAAUUGCACACAACAGUUAUUCACUGCAUUUAAUAAUCUGAUAAGGCCGUGUUCACACUGUGCUAAUACAUGUUACCUGUGGUUAUAAUGGUAUGCAUUGGCAUUUCUGAUUUAACAUGCAGCUUUUGUAAAUACUGAUACUGGGUGUUUGCCAGCUCUCUACCCCAGUAAAGCUGCAUUUUAAGAUACAAGGUUUUACUGAAUUUUUUUUUAUUGACUUGGCAAAAGACAUUUCUUUGAAGUCAUAACAUUUGUUGCUAUUUCUCAAUUUCUUUAAAAAAAAAACACAUUAAGUUUAACUAAGGCAAGGGUCCCCAGUAACCAUCUAUGCUUCUAAGUACGCAUAAAUGUAAUUUUGUUCUAAGAAUUUGUGUAAAGGUUCCCUUCCAAUUUACCUUAUGGUAUAUAACAAAAUUCACAAUUGAUGAUCUAUCUUGUUUCUCACACCACCUCGACAUUGCCCGUGUGCCUUAUUUUCAUAUAAAAUGUUCUGAUUUUUCAAACACCGCUCUUGACUAUCUUGAACGGUGGUGCCGAAUUCAAAGCAGAUCCUAAAGUGUGGUGGCUUUGGAGAUUUAUAUAUAUUUAUAUAUAU